Messenger RNA from Symbiodinium natans, 915 nucleotides. NCBI's taxonomy places the organism in Eukaryota, Dinophyceae, Suessiales, Symbiodiniaceae. The record is from the annotation of a GenBank genome assembly.
AUGUCCGUCGGGGGCUGCGGGCAGCCUUCAGUUCUGGAAGAGACUCUGCUCACUCGGCUACAGGAGCCUGGGUGGACGUACGGAGGUUUUCAUGGCGAUGACAAGGACGACUAUAUCAAUUCGUUUACCCAAGGCUCAUUGCAAGAACGAAUGGAUGCAGUGGAGAGGCUCCACACUCGGCUCCCGGCAUGGGGCAGCGAGCACACGCGAGAACGGCAUUCUGACUGGGUGUCUGCUGUUUACGAUGGAGCCAAGAUUGUGCUGGAACAGGAGUUGGCUCGGGAUCCUGACGCUGUCUACCAACAGGCCACACAUGCAGACCUCAAGGUUCGACGGGCCGUGCUGGAGGUUCUUGGCGCGACAGCAUCCAAGGGAGAUGAGCGGGCUAUAUCAUGCUGCCACGCGCAGUUGCGGAAGUUCCCCGACGAAGUCUUCGAAUCCUUGGCACAACUUACUCACCCUGGAGACCCCAGGACCAUCGAGGCGGUGGGCUGUGUGCUAGACACCUAUAGCACUUGGAGCAACUGGAGGUUGCAUCUUGAUGAAUCUGGCAAACUGGGACGGCGGCUGCCUGAAAUUGCUCAGAAGGACGACGAGAAUCUAGUUCGCACCGUUUGCAAAAGGCUGGAGCAUCGAGAGAACGAUGCAAGGGAAGCGGCGGCAGCUGCGCUCAAAAUCAUCGCCAGCAAGGACGCCGAGCAUGUCGUGCAGGAGAUCUGCAAACGGCUAAACCACAAACGAGCGGAAGUGCGAGAGGUGGCGUUGCGGGCUCUCGGCCAGAUGGCCCUUCCCAACAAUCUCCAAGCCGUCGACGGCGCUCGGCGCCUCCUCGAAGACAAAAGUCGGAAGCUCGUUCGUCCCACGGCAGAAAGCACCCUGGCACUUCUGGAGGGACGCAAUCGACCACGGCGCUGA